This is a messenger RNA of Gaeumannomyces tritici R3-111a-1, 1080 nucleotides long. RefSeq lists its product as hypothetical. The transcript has a single exon. Bases 1 to 1080 code for a protein of 359 amino acids. Lineage: Eukaryota; Fungi; Ascomycota; Sordariomycetes; Magnaporthales; Magnaporthaceae. The record is from RefSeq and is a predicted model, not a curated record.
AUGCCGUCGAGGGGUUACAAGGAGGUGCGGCGAUACCAUGACAACGACUACAGACAGUUUCGCCGGUACGAGGUUGCAGAGGACAGGGAUGCUCGCGACUACGACGAUAUAAACCAGAAGCAAUUCCGGCGGUACAAGGACAGCGACCGGAGGCGGUUCCGUCGCGACGAGGGCGCAGAGGACAGCCAUCCUCCCAGGUACAGCGACAUAUAUCGGAAGCAGUCCCGUCAAUACGACGACACCGGAAGCCAGUUUGGGGAGUACUACGAUCCAGGCAGCCAGAGGCCAGGCUACUACGGCUAUGACGAGAACCGCUGGCUCGACGGACAGUAUCCAGUGUACCCCCGCGGCAGGCAGUGGUACGACGACAGCUAUACUUAUAGGCACCCGUCGUCAAGAGCUCAUCGGCACUCUCAUAACCACCGUCGCCAUCAGUACGAAUACCAUGACGACGUGUCGGAUCGUGGAGACCAGCAACAAGAGGGGCACGAUGUGUACGAAGAGGAAGAAGUGCAGGAGUCAAGAGGCCGGGCCAGGAGCAGGCCUGGGCGGCUCGUGUCGAGGUUGAAGAACUGGGUGUCUGGGUCUAGGGGAGCGUCCAAAAAGCGCACAGACGAAGUGUCGCAGUCAUCCCGCGCGUCCUCAAGUAGCAGGUCCGGCUACGGAGACAGCGACCACCAUCACUUGACGCGUGGGCGCAGCCACAGUCCUGACAGGAGGCGAGGCCACCGCCGCUACCACCUACGGCACCACUCGGAGACGCGGUCACGGUCACGGUCGCGGUCGCGGAGCCUGGACGAUCCCGCGAUGCGGCUGCGGCACGCCGUCAUCGCGGGCGUCACGGCGGGCGCCAUCGAGGCGAUCCGGGUCCGGCGCGAGCCUGGGCCGUGGAGCGGGCCCAAGGGCCGCAGGGUGGCGACUGCGGCCUUUAGUGCGGCGGCGAUCGAGGCCGCGAUUGACAAGCACCCGGAACACGACCCGCAGAAGAAGGCGAUGGCGGCGCGGAUUGGAGGGUUGAUGAUGAGUCGUAUCAUCAACGGGCCAAGGAGGGGAGGCGACGGUGGUGGGCGCAGGGGCUGA